CGGAGAGUGAAGAGUGCAGAGCUUUGCUGUUUGCUGUUUAAUUCCUUUAAUUCCACUUAUGUUACGAGUGUUGUGCGUCUAUUCAAAGUUAACUAUAAACACUAAAAUAUUCCCAUCAGGCUCCGUUGAAGACUUAAUUGAAGGACAGCGAGAACAUGAGCGAUCCAGAACCCUGCAAAAUUAAAAAUGAAGACUCUGAACAACAAAUAGACCUAAUUGAAGAGAAUGAGGGGAGUAAAGAGGAGGAACAUUAUUUCAAAAUUGAGGAAAAAACUCAUUUACAGACUGAUGGUAUUUUGAAAAGGAGAGACAAGAAUCGUUUCACUUGCACUCAGUGUGGAAAGAGUUUUGGAAGUAAAGGCGAUCUUACGAUUCACAUCAGGAUCCACACUGAAGAGAAACCAUUCACAUGCACUCAGUGUGGGAAGAGUUUUAGCCAAUCAUCACGCCUUAAUCAACACAUGAUGAUCCACACAGGAGAGAAACCAUUCACAUGCACUCAGUGUGGGAAAAGUUUCAUCCGCUCAUCAUCCCUUAAUCUACACAUGAUGAGCCACACUGGAGAGAAACCAUUCACAUGCAAUCAGUGUGGGAAGCGUUUCAGCCAAUCAUCACACCUUAAUAAACAUAUGAUGAUCCACACUAGAGAGAAACCUUUCACAUGCGCUCGGUGUGGGAAGAGUUUUAGCCAAUCAUCACGCCUUAAUGAACACAUGAUGAUCCACACAGGAGAGAAACCAUUCACAUGCUCUCAGUGUGGGAAGAGUUUCAUCCGCUCAUCAUCUCUUAAUCUACACAUGAUGAGCCACACUGGAGAGAAACCAUUCAAAUGCCUUCAGUGUGAGAAGAGUUUUUGCCAAUCAUCAAACCUUAAUCUGCACAUGAUGAGCCACACUGGAGAGAAACCAUUCAAAUGCCUUCAGUGUGGGAAGAGUUUUUGCCAAUCAUCAAACCUUAAUCUACACAUGAUGAUCCACACAGGAGAGAAACCAUUCACAUGUACUCAGUGUGGGAAGAGUUUUAACUGCUUUUCGCACCUUAAUCAACACAUGAGGAUCCACACUGGAGAGAAACCUUUCAAAUGCACUCAGUGUGGGAAGAGUUUCAGACAGUCAACAAACUUUAAUCUACACAUGAGGAACCACACUGGAGAGAAACCAUUCACUUGCACCCAGUGUGGGAAGAGUUUCAGCCAAUCAGCAUCCCUUAAUCAACACUUGAGGAUCCACACUGGAGAGAAACCAUUCACUUGCACUCAGUGUGGGAAGAGUUUCAGCCAAUCAUCAUCCCUUAAUCUACACAUGAGGAUCCACACUGGAGAGAAACCAUUCACAUGCACUCAGUGUGGGAAGAGUUUCAGACAAUCAUCAUCCCUUAAUCUACACAUGAGGAUCCACACUGGAGUGAAACCAUUCACUUGCACUCAGUGUGGGAAGAGUUUCAGCCAAUCAUCAAACCUUAAUCUACACAUGAGGAUCCACACUGGAGAGAAACCAUUCACUUGCACUCAGUGUGGGAAGAGUUUCAGGCAAUCAUCAAACCUUAAGCUACACAUGAGGAUUCACACUGGAGAGAAACCAUUCACUUGCACUUGAGCCGCGGUCACACUGGAUUUUUCUCCCCUUAGACUUCCAUUCAUACGCACGUUAAUGCGUCAGACCGAAAACGCAAGUUUGUGCGUCAAGUUUCGCAGUUCACUGCCUUGCAAAGAUCAAGCUUUGUGAAUUCUGACCUGCGAAAUCACAUCACUUGACUGUGUGAGACCAAUCGAAGAUCAAAACAUGACCUCUCUGGACAGAAAUUUAAAAUAUGGACCAAUCGCUCACUUUUUUAAUGUCUAAUCAUCUUGUUUAAUCCCGCUCCUUUUCGCAGUGCCAUACAACAGAAUUUUGCAUUCUCAAACUAGUGUGCCCGCAGCUUCGGUGUAGGAUGAGUUUCAACAACUCAUCAGACCUUAAACACAUAAAGACCCACACUGGAGAGAAACCAUUCACAUGCACUCAGUGUGGGAAGAGUUUCAACCGAUCAGCAAACCUUAAUGAGCACAUGCAGAUCCACACUGGUGUGAAAGAGUAUAUGUGCUUGAGUGUGAGAAGACUUUUAUUACAGCUCUAAAAUUGAAACUGCACCAGACGAUUCACACUGAAGAGACCGUACAAGUGUUCACACUGUGACAAGAGGUUUAAUCGGUUAACACAUCUGAAAACACAAAAGAGGAUUAACACUAGAGGUAAACCGUACAGAUCUGAUCAGUGUCUACAGAAUUGAACAAAAAGUUGCACACAUGACAUAAAUACAGCAAAACAUUUUCCCACGUGCACAGGAUGUUUUAAUGUCUGAAUAAUGUUUGAAAAGGCUGAGUGACGGCAUACUGUUUUUCCAACACUCCUACACUGCAGUAGGAGGGGUUGUAAAUGUGUCGCUCUCCUCGCGUUUACCGUAAACACAAUGAUGGUGGCUGAGAGAAGAACAGUUUUAUAAACAUCUGGCAAACAGCACCUCUGCGGCUUAAAAUCUCUCUUUGCAAGUGAUUGUACAGGUGUGGAUACAUCUGUACUCCACUCUCCAGUGUAUUUGUGUAGCUAGUGUUGUUUUAGAUUAUGUUCUCUGUCUGACUCCCUGAAUGAGAAACAUCAAUGGGAAGACACCGCACAUCAAAGAAGGUGGAGCUCCAGGACCGUUAGUUUGCAGUAUACCAGGGCCUCAACUUUAGAAAGCCCAUUCAAUUGUCCUAUGUUGCAUCUUUUAUUAGUGGAGUUUCUUUACUUUUAGGUUCAAGAUUCUUUCUAGUUUACUUCAUUUACUUUUUUGAGUAGAAUACUUGAUGAAUAUUUGAUGAUUUAGGCAGAGCAACAGGUAUGAAGUUUUACAAUAUUAAUACAAUGUGAUGAUCCCAAGACUCCAGAUUGGAGUAUGUGGUAAAUCCUGAUUGGAUGCCUGCAUUACUCAUCAAUGGGUAUAAAAAAAGGAUGUUGUGUUAGCUACCCCAGGACGCUGUGGCUACUCAGGAGUCCUCAUGACAAGUCCUGCCAUCUUAUUGACUCUUUAACCUCAUGGUUUUGUUUUGCAUUACUUGUAUCAUGUAGUUAAAGUGUUGUUGUGAUUAUAUCCUAAGUUCUUUAUCUUCAUUAUUAUCCUUAGACAUUUGUUGGUUGCUUUGAUUGAUUGUUCUAUGAGUUACAUUUUAUAAUAAAUGAUUUGCA
Messenger RNA from Danio aesculapii, 3203 nucleotides. RefSeq names its product gastrula zinc finger protein XlCGF57.1-like. Gene Ontology annotation, molecular function: DNA-binding transcription factor activity, RNA polymerase II-specific; RNA polymerase II cis-regulatory region sequence-specific DNA binding. The transcript has 3 exons. Lineage: Eukaryota; Metazoa; Chordata; Actinopteri; Cypriniformes; Danionidae. Gene Ontology annotation, biological process: regulation of transcription by RNA polymerase II. The record is from RefSeq and is a predicted model, not a curated record. The coding region runs from base 156 to 1595 and encodes 479 amino acids.